This is a messenger RNA of Heterobilharzia americana, 209 nucleotides long. NCBI's taxonomy places the organism in Eukaryota, Metazoa, Platyhelminthes, Trematoda, Strigeidida, Schistosomatidae. The record is from the annotation of a GenBank genome assembly.
AUGAUGAUGAUGAUGAUGAUGAUGAUGAUGAUGAUGAUGAUGAUGAUGAUGAUGAUGAUGAUGAUGAUGAUGAUGAUGAUGAUGAUGAUGAUGAUGAUGAUGAUGAUGAUGAUGAUGAUGAUGAUGAUGAUGAUGAUGAUGAUGAUGAUGAUGAUGAUGAUGAUGAUGAUGAUGAUGAUGAUGAUGAUGAUGAUGAUGAUGAUGACUAA